UCCCAACUAAAAUAGCAUCAAGAGAAAAAGCUAAAAAUUUGUCUUUAAUCAACAAAAUGCAUGCAUUGGACACUUCAUUAUUCCCAAACUUUCAGUUGGCGUCGAUGGGAGAGUACGAGAGCUACAACAUUAUCGGAGAUAACCAUAGCAACGGCACGUUUCUUGAUUUUCCAGUGCCGAAGACGUAUGAAGUGGUUCAUCACCAGACCAGCUUAGGGGUUUCUGUUCCGUCGGAGGGAAAUGGAACAGACAACGAUUUGGUCAUGAUCAAGAAGCUUAAUCACAAUGCUAAUGAGCGUAACCGUCGCAAGAAAAUCAACUAUUUGUUCGAAUCUCUUAGUUCAUGUCUUCCUGGCUCUGAUGAGUCGAAGAAGCUAAGUAUUCCUCAGACGAUUUCACGGAGCGUGCAGUACAUACCGGAGCUGCAAGGGCAAGUGAAGAUGCUAAACCAAAAGAAGGAAGACCUCUUGGCACGAGUAUCGGGUCAAAGAGAACGUUACGUUAAGUCGCAACCAAAGGUGGUUGCUAGUUAUGUCUCCACCGUUUUUGCAACUAUGCUUAGAGACAACGAAGUGAUGGUCCAAAUCUCAUCGUCCAAGAUUAUGAAUCUUUCGAUAUGUAAUGUGCUGAAUGGAUUAGAAGAUGAUGGGUUUGUUCUCGUGGAUAUUUCAUCUUCAAGUUCUCGGGGAGAACGAGUCUUUUAUACUUUGCAUCUUCAAGUGGACAAGAUUGAUAAUUACAAGCUAAUUUCCGAAGAGUUAAGUCAAAGGGUUUUGUACUUGUAUGAGAAAUGUGGGAAGUCGUUUAAAUGA
This is a messenger RNA of Raphanus sativus (radish), 812 nucleotides long. RefSeq names its product transcription factor ORG2-like. The record is from RefSeq and is a predicted model, not a curated record. Gene Ontology annotation, molecular function: RNA polymerase II transcription regulatory region sequence-specific DNA binding; protein dimerization activity; DNA-binding transcription factor activity, RNA polymerase II-specific. The transcript is spliced from 2 exons. Gene Ontology annotation, cellular component: RNA polymerase II transcription regulator complex. NCBI's taxonomy places the organism in Eukaryota, Viridiplantae, Streptophyta, Magnoliopsida, Brassicales, Brassicaceae. The coding region runs from base 57 to 812 and encodes 251 amino acids. Gene Ontology annotation, biological process: regulation of transcription by RNA polymerase II.